Messenger RNA from Trypanosoma grayi, 846 nucleotides. Its product is annotated as protein phosphatase 2C. The coding region runs from base 1 to 846 and encodes 281 amino acids. The transcript has a single exon. Gene Ontology annotation, biological process: protein dephosphorylation. The record is from RefSeq and is a predicted model, not a curated record. NCBI's taxonomy places the organism in Eukaryota, Euglenozoa, Kinetoplastea, Trypanosomatida, Trypanosomatidae. Gene Ontology annotation, molecular function: protein serine/threonine phosphatase activity.
AUGCAGGGAUGGCGAAGCACUAUGGAAGAUGCCCAUACUAUUCAUCUCUCUUUGCCAGAACUACCGUCCCACAUAGCCGCUGAGGAUGGUGCCAUAGCAGCGGUUUUUGAUGGACAUUGUGGAAGUAAGUCGGCCCAAACUUCUGCUACACAUAUAUUAGAGUGGAUAACCUCAACGUCUGCAUUCAAAGAAGGAAAUAUGGAACAAUCCAUUCGUGACGGAUUCAUUGCGGGUGAUGCAGCGAUGUUGAAAAGUUCGCCACAUGAUUUAAGCGGGUGCACCGGAAACUGUGUGAUGAUAGUACAGAAUCAUAUUUACUGUGGUAAUGUUGGUGAUUCCCGAGCGGUGCUCUGCCGCGGAGGAACCGCUGUGGCACUGAGUGAAGAUCAUAAACCGGCGUUACCGAAGGAGGCAGAACGCAUCGCAAAGGCAGGUGGCUUUGUUCAAAACUGCCGUGUUAAUGGAGUCUUGUCACUAAGUCGAGCUUUAGGUGAUUUCGCAUUCAAAAAUAGCGAUUUACGCCCUGAAGAACAGGCAGUGACAGCAAACCCGGAUAUAGUUCGUAUUGAGUUAACUCCAUCGGACGAAUUCUUUAUUAUUGCCUGCGAUGGUGUAUGGGAUAUGGUGUCCAAUGAGAAAGCUGUCGAAAUUGUCCGAAAUGAGGUAGCAGACCACAGCGAUCUUUCGUUAGCAUGUGAACGCCUCAUGGAUGCUUGUCUGGCAAAAGUAUCGAGUGGUGCUGGGACUGACAAUAUGACUGUUAUCAUUCUGCAGUUUAAGAGCCAUUUCCUAAAAAAAGUAGAGAGCAAGUUUGGCACUGCUCCCUUGGACACACAGAAAGAAUGA